Lepus europaeus (European hare) is the source of this 2299-nucleotide messenger RNA. It is a transcript of the gene PARP3, whose product is annotated as poly(ADP-ribose) polymerase family member 3. Gene Ontology annotation, molecular function: NAD+ poly-ADP-ribosyltransferase activity. The transcript is spliced from 11 exons. Bases 313 to 1905 code for a protein of 530 amino acids. The record is from RefSeq and is a predicted model, not a curated record. NCBI's taxonomy places the organism in Eukaryota, Metazoa, Chordata, Mammalia, Lagomorpha, Leporidae. Gene Ontology annotation, cellular component: site of double-strand break.
GGCCAAAUAGCUGGCAUUCUACCCUCCGCCCAGCUCGUCCCCUCUUGUGACUGUUGGGAAGUCUCUGGCUGAGUCAUGCCUCAGCUCCCCAAGGGCCACUUAGAAGUGUUCACAGACCUGUGACUGCCUGAGAGCCUGCAGCCACCCUCCCUGUCCCUGCCUCUCUUAGGUGAGUGCCUUGUGGGCCUGCCCACAGGCCUGGGCAGGGCAGAGCUGGGCAGGGCAGGGGUGGAGUAGGACCUGCUUCUGCCCUGCGACAGUGCUGGGCCCCUGAGCGGAACCCAAGAAUUCUUGACUCCUCGGGACUGUCAUAUGGCUCCAAAGCGCAAGCCCCCGCCACAGCCUGCAGGCCCCCAGAAGAAGGGGCGCCCAGAGGCAGGCGAGGAAGACAGCUUCCGCUCCACCGCCGAGGCCCUCAGGGCCGCGCCCACAGAGAAGCGCGUGAUCCGCGUGGACCCCACCUGUCCACUCCGCCACAACCCCGGGACCCAGGUGCACGAGGACUACGAUUGCACCCUGAACCAGACCAACAUCGGGAGCAACAACAACAAGUUCUACAUCAUGCAGCUGCUGCAGGAGGGCGCUGGCUUCGCCUGCUGGAACCGCUGGGGCCGCGUGGGCGAGAUGGGCCAGUCGAAGAUCAGCCACUUUGAAAGCCUGGCAGAUGCCAAGAAGGACUUUGAGAAGAAAUUUCGGGAGAAGACCAAGAACCACUGGGCGGACCGGGACCGCUUUGUGGCCCACCCUGGCAAGUACACGCUCAUCGAAGUGCAGGGAGAGGACGAGGCCCAGGAGGCCGUGGUGAAGGUGGAUGGAGGCCCAGCAAGGCCCGGGGCUAAGCGGGUGCAGCCCUGCUCCCUGGACCCCGCCACGCAGCAGCUCAUCACCAACAUCUUCAGCAAGGACAUGUUCAAGGACAGCAUGGCCCUCAUGAACCUGGAUGUGAAGAAGAUGCCCCUGGGAAAGCUGAGCAAGCAGCAGAUCGCGCGCGGCUUCGAGGCCUUGGAGGCCCUGGAGGCGGCCCUGAAGGACCCCGGGGACUGCGGCCGGAGCCUGGAGGAGCUGUCCUCCCACUUCUACACCGUCAUCCCGCACAACUUCGGCCGCAGCCGGCCCCCUCCCAUCAACUCGCCCGAGCUGCUUCGGACCAAGAAGGACAUGCUUCUGGUGCUGGCGGACAUCGAGCUGGCCCAGACCCUGCAGGCGGCCCCCGAGGAGCAGAGGGUGGAGGAGGUGCCGCAUCCGCUGGACCGCGACUACCAGCUUCUCCGCUGCCAGCUGCAGCUGCUGGACCCCCGGGCGCCGGAGUACCAGGUGAUCCGCACCUACUUAGAGCAGACUGGCAGCCAGCACAGGUGCCCCACUCUUCAACACAUCUGGAAAGUGAACCGAGAAGGGGAGGGAGACAGGUUCCAGGCCCACUCCAAGCUGGGGAACCGGAGGCUGUUGUGGCAUGGCACCAACGUGGCCGUGGUGGCCGCCAUCCUCAGCAGCGGGCUCCGCAUCAUGCCACACUCCGGCGGCCGCGUGGGCAAAGGCAUCUACUUCGCCUCGGAGAACAGCAAGUCGGCGAGCUAUGUUACUGGCAUGCAGUGCGGGCCCCACUACGUCGGCUACAUGUUCCUGGGCGAGGUGGCACUGGGCAGAGAGCACCACAUCACCACGGACAGUUCCGGCCUUAAGCGUCCACCCCCUGGCUUCGACAGUGUCAUUGCCCGAGGCCACACAGAGCCAGACCCGACCCAGGACACUGAGGUGGAGCUGGAUGGCCAGCGAGUGGCUGUGCCGCAGGGCCGGCCCGUGCCCUGCCCACAGUUCCGCAGCUCCCACUUCUCCCAGAGCGAGUACCUCAUCUACCAGGAGAGCCAGUGUCGCCUGCGCUACCUGCUGGAGAUCCACCUCUGAGCUGCCCACCCUGCACCCAGGGGCCGGCCAGGGGCUGGCCCGGGGUCUGCAGUCUCCCUGUCCAUCUCUGGUGCCCGCACACCACUUCCGUAUUUUCCCAAGGAUACGAUACGUCACGCACAGAACGCCACCCCGGCCUCACACAGGAUACCGCCCGCCUGGCGACCUCCAGCCAUCUCCACUUGUGUAGACCACUCUGAGAUGCCCCGCGCGGUGCCUUUGUCAGGAUGUGCCGCCGUCCGUGGGCGGUGCGUGCCUGUGCGGGUGUGGAGCCAUUCACGCGGUCACCAGGCUGUGCCGCCGCUCCUGCGUUCCUCCUAACUGAAAGCUUCUAUCCUCCGCCCUGCAUCUGCCCAUCCCUCCCCCCACUGUGACCCCCCACCCCGCAUCUUCC